Ananas comosus (pineapple) is the source of this 1344-nucleotide messenger RNA. Its product is annotated as mitochondrial outer membrane protein porin 6. The transcript is spliced from 7 exons. The record is from RefSeq and is a predicted model, not a curated record. Gene Ontology annotation, molecular function: voltage-gated monoatomic anion channel activity. Bases 128 to 958 code for a protein of 276 amino acids. Gene Ontology annotation, biological process: monoatomic anion transmembrane transport. NCBI's taxonomy places the organism in Eukaryota, Viridiplantae, Streptophyta, Magnoliopsida, Poales, Bromeliaceae. Gene Ontology annotation, cellular component: mitochondrial outer membrane.
UCUUCUACUCCAAGCCAUAAGCCUCAGGUUUUUUUUAGGGUUUUGGCGGCUUUGGAUUCGCCACGAACCCGCUUUCUCCUCUCGGAUUCCCGUCGCCGGUCCCAGCUAAGUGUUGCUUUCGGUAAAGAUGAGCAGCGCUCCAGUUCCAUUCUCAGAUAUUGGUAAAAAAGCCAAAGAUCUUUUGUACAAAGACUACUAUUUUGAUCAUAAGUUCUCUUUGACAACAUCAAGUGAUUCUGGACUGGGACUCGCAGCAAGUGGACUGAAGAUUGAUCAACUGUUCAUUGGUGACAUAAGCACACAAUACAAAAGUGGUAGGACAGUUGUUGAUGUCAAAAUCGAUUCCAAUUCAAAUGUUGCAACUACAGUAACUGUCAACGAGAUAGUCAGUGGUUUGAAGACUUCAUUCAGCUUCAAAACUCCUGAUCAAACAUCUGGCAAGGUCGAUGUGCAAUACCUUCACGAACGCGCUGCAAUAAAUUCUAGCAUUGGUUUGAGCUCUACACCUUUGCUGGAGUUGGCAGCAACAAUUGGCACCAGAGAACUUAGUUUGGGGGCAGAGGUUGGAUUUGAUAGUGCUUCGGCAUCUUUUACCAAAUACAACUCUGGGAUUGGCUACAACAAGCCAGAUUUCUCUGCUUCUCUAAUAUUAGCUGACAAGGGAGAAACAUUAAGGGCUUCUUAUUUCCACUUGUUCAAUCCAGCCAAUGGAGCUGCUGUUGCUGCUGAAAUAAGCCACCGGUUUAAAACGAGUGAGAACAGCUUCUCUAUCGGCAGCUGUCACUCCCUUGAUCAUCUAACCACAUUAAAGACGAGAUUCAGCAAUAGUGGCAAAGUCGCACUUCUUUGUCAGCACGAGUGGAGGCCGAAAUCGUUUGUCACUCUCUCUGCCGAAUACGACCCCAAAGCCGUAAGAGCGCCUUCGAGGCUGGGGCUUGCAGUAGCUCUCAAACCUUGAAUCGUUCGAAAUCAUCAUCUUUGUACCAGUAUAUUUCAUGCCUUUAUUUUUAUUUACCUGUAAUCUUGGUUGAAAUUAUAGCCAAGAAACCUCGAGUUCAUUUAUUUAAAGAGUUAUGUCCGAACAAGCACGCCGAAAUUGAGACUUAAAACUCAAUUUUGAUGGGGAUUACUCCAGAGAAACAUGAGUGGGUGAAAAUUUGUUAUAGGUGAGUACGGACAGUUGGUUUGUCCAUGGGGUAUGUAGUUUUAUUGGAUGUGGCGACUCUGUGUUUCUUGUUUAUUUUGCAUUUGUUCAAGACGUUCAGCAAAUACUGGUGAGUAACACUCACCGAAGAAACCUUUUUAAGACCUUUUUUAUGUGCAUCAGGUGAUUUUUCUCUGGUU